AUGGCAGAGAAUAACAAUUCCAGAAAUAUUAGAGGACGAGUGGUUCAAAAGGGCUACAAGCGCCCAGAGUUUGAUGAACAAUAUGACACCACAUUGGAUGAUGUGGAUGCUGUCUUCAAUGAUUCAGAAGAGCACCAUGUGACAGAAAAGAAAGAAGAAGAACCAGUAGCUCUGAACGCAUUUGAACUGAUUUCAAUGUCAGCAGGCCUAAACCUUGGAAACUUAUUCGACUCAGAGCAGGAGUUCAAAAGAGAAACAAGGUUUACAUCAAAAUGUCCACCCAAAGAAAUUGUCCGCAAGAUUGAGGAAGCUGCAAAACCUCUAGGAUUUGAUGUUCAGAAGAAAAAUUACAAGUUGAGGCUCGAAAAGGUAAAGGCAGGGAGGAAGGGAAACCUCAAUGUUGCUACUGAGAUACUGCAAGUUGCGCCCUCUCUUCACAUGGUAGAAGUCCGAAAAGCAAAAGGUGACACACUGGAAUUUCAUAAGUUCUACAAGAACCUUUCCAAGACCUUAAAGGACAUCGUCUGGAAAUCCGACGAUGUUCAAAUGCAAUAUGCUGCUUAG
Miscanthus lutarioriparius is the source of this 564-nucleotide messenger RNA. Lineage: Eukaryota; Viridiplantae; Streptophyta; Magnoliopsida; Poales; Poaceae. The record is from the annotation of a GenBank genome assembly.